GAAUGCCUAAAAUGGCAGAUCAAAUAUCACGUAGCAGCUCUGGUCGCCGUGACAGAAGUACGUCGUCACAUGGCUCAAGUGGACAGUCGGUAAGCUCUGAUGGCUGGAGUAUGGUCGGAGGUACAUCAUCGGCUUCGCGGCAAGCCGGAGAUCUAUCUAAAUUUGGUUCAGUAUCUCGUAGUAAGGUACCUUCUGGUCAUGUCAGUUUAGCGCCAGGAGGUUCUGCUUUCGCUAGUUUAGCUGGAGGUUCAAAAGGUUGGAAAACUGAAAGCAAGGAACGUAAAGAUAAAACUGAAAGCAUGAGCCGUACCAAUUCAACGUCUAAUACGUAUGGCAUCUUGGCUCAUUCUGAAAGUACAGAGACACGCAAAGUUGAUAGUUCAUCUUCUAGCGAAUCGACGAAAUCUUUCGCAUCCCCUCCCCCUCCUGAACGAAAAAAAAUUAUUCUAGCACCAAGAUCCACGUCAUUACCAUUAUCAUCAGAAAAUCCUCCUGCACCUAAAUCAAUUAUGACCAAGUCUUCCGCAACUUCAAUAUCAAUGUCUAAAGAUGUUGCAGAGAGAAAGAUCAUUAGUACAGUUGAAGAAUACUUUAAUAUAGGAGAUAUAAAC
Racocetra persica is the source of this 611-nucleotide messenger RNA. NCBI's taxonomy places the organism in Eukaryota, Fungi, Glomeromycota, Glomeromycetes, Diversisporales, Gigasporaceae. The record is from the annotation of a GenBank genome assembly.